Messenger RNA from Capsella rubella, 835 nucleotides. Its product is annotated as clathrin interactor 1. Gene Ontology annotation, biological process: endocytosis. The transcript is spliced from 3 exons. Gene Ontology annotation, molecular function: clathrin binding; phospholipid binding. Bases 39 to 740 code for a protein of 233 amino acids. Gene Ontology annotation, cellular component: clathrin vesicle coat; plasma membrane; endosome. The record is from RefSeq and is a predicted model, not a curated record. NCBI's taxonomy places the organism in Eukaryota, Viridiplantae, Streptophyta, Magnoliopsida, Brassicales, Brassicaceae.
UAUGUUCUGUUCAUUGACCGAGCAUCAAGAAAUUAAAGAUGUCAAAGCUUGUGCAAAAUCCGGUGUUCCAUGAACUUAAGAAGCAAGCUUCUUUCUUCAUCAAGGAAAAGAUCAAGACUGCUCGUCUGGCCGUAACAGAUGUUACUGAAGAGGAAUUAUUGACAGAAGAAGUUACGGGGAGUACUGCUCAAUCGCUAAUAGACGCACGUUCCAUGGCGGUCAUAACAAGAGCUUCUUUUGAGGUUGACCAGUUCCAAAGGAUCGUUAGGAUUCUACGUCAAAGAAUGGUAACGUUUGAUAGAAGGGAAUGGCGCGGCAUCUACAACACGUUGUCAAUGUUGAACCACUUGUUGAUCAAUGGCCCGCUAAGUAUAUUCAAUGAGUUUCAACACGAGAGAGUAAUUAUUGAAGAUGCCAUUAUAAAUACCGAGUGGAUCGAUGAGAGAGGGUUCGACUGUGGUGUAAAAGUUCGAAACAUAGCCGACAAGGUACUAAGAUUGCUUGAAGAUGACAUGUUUCUCAAGGACGAGAGAGAAAGAACCCGUAAGCAAAGCGUUGGUCGGAUCACAGGAUUUGGGAGCUCGAGUUUCGUAAUACAUUCUGAAACGAACAGAGGAAGAGGCAGCUCGUUCUUGAGUGUCGACCACCAAUCUUGUGAAAAUGAUUGUAUCGCGGAUGAUCAUCCUUUCGUCGAGAAUGAACACAAUACUGCUCAACUCUUGCUCUCUUCUUCGAUUUGAGAUGGAUCCUCCCUUGUUUGUUGUUUGUAUACUUAAGUUUGAUCAUAUGUGUAGAGACAAGUUUUGCUUUUUUAAUAUGACUAUUUCCGAGUAAA